GGUGUAGUAAUUCACGUUAUUAUAUGUCUGCAUAUUCAACCUAAAAAAUUUGCUCAUAAUUUUUUUUUUGAUAUUCAUUCUUGAGAGAUUGUAAUUUCUUGAAUUGAGCUAAGGCCUAAGAAACCAUAGGCGAAGGAGGAAGAUGACGAUCACCGCCGCGCCAAUCGUCAGAGAUGGCUGUCUCAUGGUGAGGGGGAAGGUUGUUCUCACCGGUGUUCCGACCAACGUUGUUGUUUCUCCGGCAACCAGUGGAUCGGCCGCAUUCCUCGGAGCAACUUCAACUAGUCUCAGUUCUCGCCAUGUUUUCAAUCUUGGAGUUCUUGACCAGGACUACAAAUUCUUAUGUCUCUUCAUAGUCAAAAUAUGGUGGAUGAUACCGCGAGUUGGAAGAUCAGCCAGCGAAAUCCCAAUGGAAACUCAAAUGCUUCUCUUGGAAAUAAGAGAAGAGUCUAUUCCCGGCGAUGAGACUAGUGGAAACACAUUUUACAUUCUGCUAUUGCCUACCUUGGAUGGACCAUUUAGAACAAGUCUUCAAGGGACUUCCUCCAAUGAGCUCCAAUUCUGCAUUGAAAGUGGCGAUCCUAGCGUUCAAACUUCCCAAUCAUAUGAAGCCGUGUUUAUGAAUUCAGGGGACAACCCAUUUAAGCUCAUCAAGGACUCUGUAAAAAUACUGGAGAAACACAAGGGCACUUUUAGUCACAUUGAGAGCAAGAAGAUACCUGCACAUUUAGAUUGGUUUGGAUGGUGCACUUGGGAUGCUUUCUACUCUGAAGUCGAUCCUAAAGGAAUCAAAGAGGGUCUUGAUAGUUUUUUGGAAGGCGGAUGUACGCCAAAAGUUUUGAUCAUCGAUGAUGGAUGGCAAGACACAGUCAAUGAAUUCCGUAAGGAAGGCGAACCACUUAUUGAAGGAACACAGUUUGCAACUAGAUUAGUAGACAUCAAAGAAAACAAGAAGUUUAAGGCCUCAGGCUCGGAUAGUUCAUGCGUUGAUCUCAAAGAGUUUGUUGAAGUCAUUAAAGAAAAAUAUGGGUUAAAAUAUGUUUACAUGUGGCAUGCUUUAGCUGGUUAUUGGGGAGGGCUCCUUCCUUCAUCUGAACCAUUGCAAAAGUACAAUCCAAAGAUUGCAUAUCCAGUUCAAUCACCCGGUAACAUAGGGAAUAUAAGAGACGUAGUCGUGGACAGUUUGGAGAAAUAUGGAGUCGGGAUUAUUGACCCUGAAAAGGUUUAUGACUUCUACAAUGAUCUCCAUAGCUAUCUUGCAAGUAGUGGUGUGGAUGGUGUCAAAGUCGAUGUCCAAAACUUGUUGGAGACUUUAGGUUCAGGGCUUGGCGGGCGAGUCACAAUUGCCAGAAAGUAUCAACAGGCACUCGAUGAAUCCAUUGCGAGAAACUUCAAAGACAAUAACUUGAUUGCUAGCAUGUGUCAUAACUCGGACUCCAUUUACAGUUCAAUGAAGAGCGCGACUGCAAGAGCAUCAGAGGAUUUCAUGCCAAAUGAACCGACAUUUCAGACCCUACAUAUCGCCUCUGUGGCUUUUAAUGGUCUUCUUCUAGGGGAGAUUGUUGUGCCUGAUUGGGACAUGUUUCAUAGCAACCAUAGCACUGCUGACUUCCAUGGUGCAGCAAGAGCAAUAGGUGGAUGUGCCGUAUAUGUAAGUGACAAGCCGGGCAAACAUGAUUUUAAAAUCUUGCAAAAACUUGUAUUGCCUGAUGGAUCUGUACUAAGAGCUAGAUAUGCCGGCAGACCAACAAGAGAUUGUUUAUUUCAGGACCCUGUCAUGGACAGAAAAAGUUUGUUGAAGAUAUGGAAUAUGAACAAGUUGUCGGGAGUGGUAGGUGUUUUCAAUUGCCAAGGAGUGGGAAGUUGGCCAUUGAAAGAGGUUGCACAAGAUGUGACAAUCUUAACAUCCACAUCCACAUCCACAUCCACAUCCACAACCAAACCUCUUUCAGGCCGAGUUAGUCCCCAAGAUGUUGAAUUUCUUGAAGAGGUUAUAGAUGAAGAUUGGACCGGGGAUUGUGCAGUUUAUGCAUUCAAUUCGGGAUCAAUUUCUAGGGUUUCAAAGAAAGAAAGCCUUGAAGUGUCAUUGGAGGUCCUAAAAUGUGAAAUAUUUGCCAUCUCCCCAAUUAAGGUUUUCAAUCAAAACCUUCAUUUCGCACCAAUCGGUUUACUUGACAUGUACAACUCAGGAGGGGCCUUGGAGGCUCUGAACUGCACAGUGAAUCUUCCUACAGGGUUCUCAAUAAAGAUCAAAGGGAGAGGAUGUGGCCGUUUUGGAGCCUAUUCAAGCACAAAACCAAGAUGUUGUAAGGUGGACAUGAAGGAGGAGGAGUUCAUCUAUAAUGCUGAGGACGGUUUGUUGACAAUAAAACUUCAAGGAGAAUGCAAUUUGAAAGAGAUAGAAGUUGUCUACUAAGGUCAUAUAAGCUACAUUAAGAAAAAUGUAGAACCUAAAAAAGUUAACAGCUUAGUUUCAAUGUGUAAGCUAUCUUACAUAUGUUGUUUAUAGCUAAAUAUGUAAGUGUAUAGAAAUAUAUUAGUGGAUUAAAAUAUGUGAAAUGUGUAUAAGAAUUUUAAUUUUGUUUGGCAUUA
Camellia sinensis is the source of this 2592-nucleotide messenger RNA. Its product is annotated as putative galactinol--sucrose galactosyltransferase 2. The record is from RefSeq and is a predicted model, not a curated record. Lineage: Eukaryota; Viridiplantae; Streptophyta; Magnoliopsida; Ericales; Theaceae.